GUGUUUGAUCUACAAAUGAAACUGUUUCAGAACCUGUGUGUUGUUUUCCUGCUGGUGGCAGCCGCCGUGGUUUCUGCUAGGCAGGACCAGCAAUCGUCUAAGGCUGAGGACCAAGAAGGCGCCAGUGACAAAGUUACGUCCAUCUUGGUGCAUCCUGGACCGAAUGGCCCAAGACACGUCAUCAUGUCCGACGAUCAUCAGGUUCUGUCAACAGAGGGCUUCGCUAGCCGGGCUGUCGACAACGACUUCCACCUACCCUCUGGUAACUUUCCUCUUCGGGGGGAUAGUGUGGACUUCCACCACACCGUGCCACCCCCUCUUCACCACGCGACCUACGGGCCCGCCAGACCGGUGGCCGUGCGGACUCGGGGGCACGGGCAACUGUACCAUCACCGGUUCGGGGUGCGAAGCAAGAUCCCACACCUGAAGGCCGCCAAGGAGGACGUCAAAGGUCUCGAUGCGGUCUACAAAUACUCCACGUACAUCAAGCAUGACGACGAGACCAACAAGGAGGCCGCUGGAGAGGACGACGUCUCGUACGACAGCAAGGAGCAGGACAAGCCCGACUACAGUGUGACCGUACCGGAGAGAGACACCUACGAACGGACCCCCCAACACGAGGGGCUAUCGGCGUACAGGAACCGCCACGAAGAGGAGGAACUGAAGUACAGAGAGAGCAUGGGUGACCUCGACGACGACUACAACAAGAACAGCGAUUACUCGUACGAAAAGAAAGCUAGACCUCUUCCCUAUUCAAAACUGUACUUCACCAAGCAGCACAGGUACGUUCCUAACAAUGGGAACGAGAAGAAGUACUACACCCCCAGCGUCAACUACAACCGCUACAACAACUUCGAGGACCAGCCGCACUACGAUAAACCGAGCGGGUUCGAUGACAUGAAUGGAGGCAAGGUAGUCCCUAUACUUGCCAAGUUCUACAAGCAGCCGCUGCCAGUCAUACAUUCCCAGCUGCCGGCAGACAAUUCGGGACUGUACUUACAAUUCUUCCAGCCCGUACCCGUGAGAGCCGCCUACGACAGAGGAGAGGUUUCGGACAACUAUUUCGAACAGUAUCCUGAAGAAAAGUCAAGUCCGAAGAGUCAUUUCCACUCCUCUGAAUCCGAGUGGACUCCUAUCAACGCUCCGGAUGGAGCUGUUCCCGCCAAGAGCUACGAUAUCCCAGCGCCCGAUCUGUCCCUCGGGAAGAUCGUCACCAGUAAGGUGUUCCGGAGAGGGUCUGACACCCCUGCCGUCGUCGUAGGCAAGAGUAAGCAGACUAUGACUUCUAACCAUCACAUUCAAGGGAACUCAGAAGGAGUCGUAUCGGCCGUGGUAAGGGUUAAACAAUAAACCAAUUUAAAUCUGUCUCUCACACGUGCAGUUAACAAUUGAUUGAGAUCCUCGGAUAGUUUUAAAAAAGGAAAUCUCUAAGCAAAUAACUUGUGGUCAGUUCCACUUAGUCAUAAUUCUCAUUAUUUAUUUAUUUAAAUAAUAUUUAUGCUAAUUGUAAGACAUAAAGUUCCUCUAUAUCAAUUUUUACCAUGAAGUAAAGUCAAUGUAAUACGGUUACACUAGGCAUUUGUAUUUAAUUAUGUACCGUUAAAUAUAAAAAGUUAUGCAAUAUUUUUAUUCUGUCCAGUGUGUAUCCUCAAGUAUGUUUUAUAUACUUUUAUGAUGUAAAAAUGAGGAAUUUUUCUAAAUAAGAUGAAACUUGUUAUUAAUCUUUUUUGUAUCACUUUUUUUACUGUUAAUAAAACUCUAUAAAAGAGUGUUAGUUUUUA
Homalodisca vitripennis (glassy-winged sharpshooter) is the source of this 1781-nucleotide messenger RNA. RefSeq lists its product as uncharacterized. The transcript is spliced from 3 exons. The record is from RefSeq and is a predicted model, not a curated record. The coding region runs from base 16 to 1350 and encodes 444 amino acids. NCBI's taxonomy places the organism in Eukaryota, Metazoa, Arthropoda, Insecta, Hemiptera, Cicadellidae.